Molecule: messenger RNA, 1315 nt
Organism: Musa acuminata AAA Group (dessert banana)
Lineage: Eukaryota; Viridiplantae; Streptophyta; Magnoliopsida; Zingiberales; Musaceae
Product: protein OS-9 homolog
Exons: 9
Coding region: 103-978 (291 amino acids)
Biological process (GO): endoplasmic reticulum unfolded protein response; retrograde protein transport, ER to cytosol
Cellular component (GO): endoplasmic reticulum lumen
Source: RefSeq, a predicted model, not a curated record
GACUUCCGGUCCACCCCGGAAGAGUUCACCAUCGGAGAGGCCAUCGAGGAAACAAACGAUCGAACGCAGCGACGGCGAUCGGAGUCGCUUGCUUUCUCAUCGAUGGGAUUCGUGAGAUUCCUGUGCGGCCUGUGCCUUCUUCUCCAUUUGUUCGAUGGUAGCUUCCGCAGCUCCGUUUUGGCCGACCAAAUCUUCGCGAAUUCCGGUGGGAGAUUCGGUAGGAGUUCUCGUGAACCAAAGUACAAGGUCGAGUUCCACCCAGAACAUUCUCCUUUUCAUCCGAAAGAUGGCCAGGAAGCAGUUGUGAUGUCAAAUAAAGAGGGUCGAAAUUACAAUUGUUUCUUACCUUUAAUCGAGGAAACAAAACAUUUGAGGGUCACCCAAGAGAAUUCAAGCAGUAUAAUAACAGAAAGUGAGAGAAAAAUCGUGUUUAAGACUCCAGAUGAGUUGAUUGAGAUUCUAAAUGACAAAUGCUUCUACAGGCAUGAAGGUUGGUGGACUUACGAAUUUUGUUUCCGGAAGCAUGUGAAACAACUUCAUGUGGAAGAUGAGAAGGUGGUUCAAGAAUUUAUUUUGGGCAUGUUUGACCCUGAUGCAACAGCUGAUUUUAAUCAGAACCAGUCUGAUUUUUCCAUAGUAAAAGAUCCUCGCUCUAAAGAUGCCUCACAAAGGUAUCACGCUCAUCAGUUUACAAAUGGAACUAUUUGUGACUUGACGAAUCAACCUCGAGAGACAGAGGUUAGGUUUGUGUGCUCGGAGCCAUCUGUUUUAAUUAGUUCGAUCAAAGAGGCUUCUACUUGCAAGUAUGUUGUCACAGUUCAGUGCCCAUUGCUUUGCAAGCAUCCGAUGUUUCAACAAGAGCAGCCAAUGUGGCAUACCAUCCACUGCAAUGAAGUAGGUGCAGACAGCAAAAUUUCAACAGUGGAGGAUGGGCUCAAAGGCACUCAUAUCACCAUUAUAGCUGAUGACUCUGCAUGAUAUGCAACAUAAUUAGUUCAUGGCCCAACCACAUCCCAACAUCUAUCACUAUGAGAAAUCAGAAUGCCUGUUGACACAACUCCUUAACUGGUUAGCUGCACAUUCAAGAUGGUAGGAAAAGUAUAUGAUGCUGAAACAGAAAUAGAUUAAAAAAAAUUUCAAAUUACUGGCAUUAUCAUUAACAUCGAUAUCAUCAUGACUAUCAAAAUCACCAUCUUUGAUCAUGAUACAGCCUUUUUCUUUCUUUUUCCUACCAAACCAAAAGGAGUAUAUUAAUGUUCCAAAAUAUAAGCUAAGGUUGUGUUUAAGAAUUUAAGUUGGCUGGUUUGGUAGAUCA